AUGGCUAUACAAAAAAAGCAUGGCAAAGGUCGCCUGGACAAAUGGUACAGGCUUGCUAAGGAGAAAGGCUACCGAGCACGUGCUGCUUUCAAGCUGAUCCAAUUGAACAAGAAAUAUGGCUUCUUGGAGAAGAGCAAAGUGCUACUGGAUCUCUGCGCUGCACCAGGAUCAUGGUCGCAAGUUGCAGCAGAGGUAAUGCCUAUGGGCAGUCUCAUUGUCGGUGUCGACUUGUCUCCCAUCAAACCCAUCCCUCGAGUUAUCACAUUUCAAAGCGAUAUCACGACCGACAAGUGCAGAGCCACGAUUCGACAACACUUCAAGACAUGGAAAGCCGACACUGUUCUUCACGAUGGCGCGCCAAACGUUGGUACCGCAUGGGCUCAAGAUUCGUUCAACCAGGCCGAGCUGGCCUUACAGUCUCUGAAGCUGGCGACCGAAUUUCUGGCGGAAGGUGGAACAUUUGUCACCAAAGUCUUCCGAUCCAAGGAUUACAACUCCCUGCUUUGGGUGUUCAACCAGCUCUUCAACAAAGUCGAGGCCACUAAACCUCCUUCGUCUCGCAAUGUCUCUGCGGAAAUUUUCGUUGUAUGCAGGGGCUUCAAGGCACCCAAGAAGAUCGACCCCCGUUUCCUUGAUCCGAAGAACGUAUUCGCCGAGCUGCAAGGAGCGACGCCAAACAACGAAGCCAAAGUAUUCAACCCCGAGGUGAAGAAACGUAAGCGAGAUGGUUACGAGGAGGGUGAUUAUACUCUAUACAAGGAAAUCACUGCGAGCGAGUUCAUCCAAACUACUGACCCUAUCUCCAUCCUCGGCUCAUACAACAAGCUCACCUUCAAGCAACCACCCAACGGCGACGUGGCUUUGGCGGCACUCGACCAACUACCGGAGACCACGGACGAGAUUCGGCGUUGCUGUGAUGACCUCAAGGUGCUCGGAAGAAGAGACUUCAAGCUGUUGCUCAAGUGGCGCUUGAAAGUCAGAGACAUCUUUGGCUUCCGGGAGAAGAAAGAGGACAUCAAAGAGGACGCGGAUGCCAAAGGUGAAACCGCGGAGGAGGUUGCUGAAAUCGAAUCCAUGGAUGAGGAGCUGCAAACGCAGGCGGAGCUGCAGGCUAUGAAGGAUCGAGAGAACGCGAGGAAGAAGCGCGAAAAAAGACGCGAGAACGAAAAGAAACAGCGGGAAAUCGUCCGUAUGCAACUGAACAUGGUUGCUCCUAUGGAUAUCGGCAUGGAAGAAGCUGGUCCCCAAGGCGAGGGCUCCAUGUUCUCCCUCAAGAAAAUCGACAAGACAGAAAACGGCAUCAAACGCCUCGCGCGCGGUCGCAUGUCUGUGCUGCCCAACAACGAGCAGCCAAAAGAUAGCGGCGUCGGCACGUCGCAAGAAUCCGACGACAGCGACGACGACUCUGUGGCAGACCGAUUGGAAGGCGAGCUGGAUAGCAUGUACAGCCAAUAUCAAGAACGAAAGGCGGAGUUGGAUGCCAAAUACCGGGCCAAGAAAGCCAGGAAGGAGCAUGAGGACGACGAGUGGGAGGGUGUAUCCGGCGGUGAGGAUGCUGAACAGAGCGACUCCAGCGAUUUGGAGGAGGAAGACGAUUCGGAUGAUGAAUCAGAGGAUGAUGUUGCCGGCAAGGGCUUGGUGAGGGAUCUCGACGACGCACCGGCAACGGACGGUGGCCUGUCGAGGAAAGCCGCUGCUUUCUUUGAUCAGGACAUUUUCAAGGGAGUUGCGCUGCCAACAAGCACUGCCAAGACCACCGUCAAGAGCAAGCCCGCCACAUUGGCUAGUCGCGAAGCCAGACCAGACGUUGACAUGGGCUCGGACGACGGCAAGGAUGCGAAUGAGACCUCGCGCUCAUUCGAGGUCGUCAAGCGGGAGCGGAAUGCCGAUGACGAAGAGUGGGAGAACCGCGAAGACAAACGACCAGAUGGUCGACCUGACAUUGAUAUUAUCACGGCUGAAGCUAUGACACUCGCACAUCAGCUUGCGACUGGUCAGAAAACAUCUUACGACCUUGUCGACGAUGGGUUCAACAAGCAUGCCUUCAGGGACCGCGAUGGUCUACCAGACUGGUUUUUGGACGACGAAGGCAAACAUGACAAGCUUCAAAAGCCAAUCACCAAGGCCGCUGCCAAGGCUAUACAAGAGAAGAUGCGAGCCUACAAUGCACGGCCGAUCAAGAAGGUUCGCGAAGCUAAGGCGCGCAAGAAGAUCAAGGCCGCCCAGAAGUUCGAGAAACUGAAGAAGAAGUCUGACAUGCUUGCGGCGGAUGAAGGAAUGACAGAAAAGGAGAAGGCAGACAGUAUCUCCAGGCUGUUGAGCAAAGCAUCGAAAAAGAAGGCCCCAACGCCGGCCAAACUUGUCGUGGCUAGGGGCGUGCAUCGUGGUGUCAAGGGCCGACCGCAAGGUGUCAAGGGGCGUUACCGCAUUGUUGACCCGAGGAUGAAGAAGGAGUUGAGGGCACAGAAGAGGAUUGCUUCGAAGAAGAAGCGUUGA
Molecule: messenger RNA, 2496 nt
Organism: Emericellopsis atlantica
Lineage: Eukaryota; Fungi; Ascomycota; Sordariomycetes; Hypocreales; Bionectriaceae
Product: Spb1 C-terminal domain-containing protein
Exons: 3
Coding region: 1-2496 (831 amino acids)
Biological process (GO): maturation of LSU-rRNA from tricistronic rRNA transcript (SSU-rRNA, 5.8S rRNA, LSU-rRNA); rRNA methylation; maturation of 5.8S rRNA from tricistronic rRNA transcript (SSU-rRNA, 5.8S rRNA, LSU-rRNA)
Cellular component (GO): nucleolus; preribosome, large subunit precursor; nucleus
Molecular function (GO): rRNA (guanine) methyltransferase activity; rRNA (uridine-2'-O-ribose)-methyltransferase activity
Source: RefSeq, a predicted model, not a curated record